UCACAGGUGUUUCACUUCAACAGACAACGGAGCAACAAAGCAGGAGAGUCUUUUUUGAGAUCUGAAAGCCUUUUCUAAGCGUUCUCACUUUUAUCUCCAGACAAAAAGUCAACAUGUCGAUGGGUUUGGAGAUCAUGGGCAUUGCCUUUGGGUUCCUUGGAUUUAUUACAGCAGUAAUUGCAUGUGCUCUGCCUAUGUGGAAGGUGACGGCCUUCAUCGGCGCCAACAUCAUCACUGCCCAGGUCAUCUGGGAGGGUCUGUGGAUGAACUGUGUCACCCAGAGCACAGGGCAAAUGCAGUGCAAGGUGUAUGACUCGAUGCUGGCUUUACCUCAGGACCUGCAGGCUGCCAGAGCCAUGAUCAUCAUCGCUAUUAUACUUAGCAUUCUGGGAGUCCUGAUCUCCAUCGUCGGAGCCAAGUGCACCAACUGCAUCGAUGACGAAGCAGCCAAAGCCAAGGUGAUGAUCAUCUCUGGGAUCUUCUUCAUCCUUGCUGGCGUUUUGGUUCUCAUCCCUGUCUGCUGGUCCGCUCACACCAUCAUUCAGGAUUUCUACAAUCCAUUGCUGAUCAAUGCUCAGAAAAGGGAGCUAGGAGCAUCACUCUACAUCGGCUGGGCAUCAGCUGCCCUGUUGCUGAUCGGAGGGGCCAUGCUGUGCAGCCGCUGCCCACCGAAAGAGGAGAAGUACAAGCCGCCACGACUGGCCUACUCUGCCCCACGCAGCGUCAGCGCAGGUGGAGCGUAUGACAAACGAGACUAUGUUUGAAUGGCUCUGAGGUGACGAAGAAAUUUAAACGUCGAGCAAAUGUCUGCUGAAAAUGUGAUUCUCUGAAUGUUUUGUGUGUUGCUGUCUGAUACCAAAGGGUGAACCCCUCUAAAAGACUCCGAGAUGAAGACUUUGGACAAAUACUAAUCUUUAUGCUUUGCUUUUGGCUGACAUGUUCAUUUACAGCCUGUUUCAUUAGGAAAUCUCUAUUUCAAGAAAAUGACUGUUUUAUUUUAUACCUAACUUUGUUUUCAAGGUGUUCAUCAUCAUAACGACUUAUGCAAUACCACCAUAACCUUCUGCUUUUUGCUUGUGUAUGUUUUGGUCGGCUGCACGGUGUCGUGUUUCACUGAAACUCUGUAAAACGUGUCACGUCAUUGACGAUGACAAGGAAGAGCCAGCUCUCCUUUUACAUAGAUUUGUUUGCUUGAUUGUUCAGUGUGUGUCUGUGUGUGCUUUGCAUGUAAUAUUUGCUUAAGAGGGUUUCAGCUGUGACUGAAACUAAAGGUGGAUCACUAAUAUUGUCUCAGGAGACUGUUUCAUCAUCUUCUUCACAGUUUCACUCUUUGAAAGAGUCAGAAAUUGUGUUUUUUUGUUUGUUUUGCCAAUGCUUUAAGUUAGACAUCUGUUUUAGAGUUUAGAUUUUUGUAUGUGUUUUUAAUGAAUUUGAAAAUGUUUGAAUAUUCUCCAUGCUUGCGAUUGUCUUUUUAAACUUCCAUGUGUUGUAGUACAGUAACGUGUAUUCUGUGCCUUUAUUCAGUUUUUAAUAUAUUUUUUAAAUCUUCAAUAUGGUCCUUCAUUUGUCAAACAAAAACCCAACAGACAUCUUUAAUUUGUUUGUGUCACACCCUGUGGGGGAUGGUGACUGGAGUUGUCGUGUUUUCCCAGUUUGCUCCUUAAAAAUUUAUGUUGGAUGCUUUUAGUAAUUGUCAGCUGGAAUAUUGUUUCUGAUGGUGUAAAACGAAAUUAAAUAUGUGUCAGAUAUUUCAAUAAAAGUCUUCCUGCUGAAGAGAAAAUGUUCAACCGUUUUUACGAGAAC
Molecule: messenger RNA, 1803 nt
Organism: Nematolebias whitei (Rio pearlfish)
Lineage: Eukaryota; Metazoa; Chordata; Actinopteri; Cyprinodontiformes; Rivulidae
Product: claudin-3
Exons: 1
Coding region: 114-764 (216 amino acids)
Biological process (GO): bicellular tight junction assembly; cell adhesion
Cellular component (GO): bicellular tight junction; plasma membrane
Molecular function (GO): structural molecule activity
Source: RefSeq, a predicted model, not a curated record